Molecule: messenger RNA, 726 nt
Organism: Lizanozyma spartinae
Lineage: Eukaryota; Fungi; Ascomycota; Pichiomycetes; Serinales; Debaryomycetaceae
Product: 60S ribosomal protein uL30
Exons: 3
Coding region: 1-726 (241 amino acids)
Biological process (GO): maturation of LSU-rRNA from tricistronic rRNA transcript (SSU-rRNA, 5.8S rRNA, LSU-rRNA)
Cellular component (GO): cytosolic large ribosomal subunit
Molecular function (GO): RNA binding; structural constituent of ribosome
Source: RefSeq, a predicted model, not a curated record
AUGGCUACCUCUUUGAAACCAGAAUCUCAAAUCAAGAAGUCUAAGGCUCAACAAAAGUCUGCUGAAGACAGAAAGGCUGCUAAGGCUGCCAGAAAAGUCACCAGCGCUGAAAAGAGAAAGACUAUCUACGACAGAACUGCUGCUUACACCAAGGAGUACGCUGAUGCCGAAAGAUCUGUCAUUGAAGCCAAGAGAGAAGCCAAGGCUGCUGGCUCCUACUACGUUGAUGCUCAACCUAAGUUGGUCUUCGUUGUCAGAAUCAAGGGUAUCAUGAAGAUCCCACCAAAGCCAAGAAAGGUUAUGCAAUUGUUGAGAUUGACUCAAAUCAACGCCGGUGUUUUUGUCAGAUUGACCAAGGCUACUGAAGAAUUGAUCAAGUUGGCUGAACCUUACGUUGCCUACGGUUACCCAUCUUUGUCUACCAUCAGAAAGUUGGUUUACAAGAGAGGUUUCGGUAAGAUCAACAAGCAAAGAAUUGCUUUGUCUGACAACUCUAUCAUUGAAGCUUCUUUGGGUCAAUACGGUAUCUUGUCUAUUGAAGACUUGAUCCACGAAAUCUACACUGUUGGUCCUAACUUCAAGCAAGUUAACAACUUCUUGUGGCCAUUCAAGUUGUCUAACCCUAACGGUGGUUUCAGAGCUAGAAAGUUCGAACACUACAUCCAAGGUGGUGACACUGGUAACAGAGAAGAUGCCAUCAACACUUUGAUCAAGAAGAUGAACUAA